AUGGCUAGGACCAGAGAACGACGGGAGGACAGGCAAUCCAAGCCCCCCACAAGGAAGUUCACGAGCUUCAUCUCGUUGGCUACCCCGAUCAACCAAGCCUUGAUGCAAAUCAAGGACAAAGGAGCCCUGACCUUUCCUGGCAAGCUGAAGGGAGAUCCUAAUAAGAGGUUUAGAGACAAGUACUGCUGUUUCGACCAUGGCCAUGGUUAUGACACAGCCGACUACUAUGACUUGAAGCAACAAAUCGAAGCUCUCAUCAGGCAAGGAAAGUUACAAAGGUUCGAAUCAGGAGAAAGCGGAACCACCUCAAAAAUUAGGAGAAAUGUUCAAGUCUACAUUGACGACUUGCUAGUAAAAAGUCGAAGAGAAGGUGAUCAUUUAAAUGAUCUUAGGGAAACCUUCAACACCCUUCGCUCUUAUAACAUGAAGCUUAAUCCAGGCAAAUGUACAUUCGGGGUAACGGCAGGAAAGUUCCUAGGAUUCAUGGUGUUGCAAAGAGGUAUCGAGGCCAACCUAGAUAAGAUCCAGACCAUAAUAGAAAUGGCACCUCCUAAGAAUGUGAAAGAAGUACAAAGCCUUAAUGGCAAGGUAGCCGCGCUGAACAGGUUUGUGUCCAAAGCAAUGGAUAAGUUUCUACCUUUCUUCCGCACGUUGAAGAAAUCUUUUGAGUGGACGGACGAAUUUCAACAAGCGUUCGAGGACCUAAAGGCCUACCUUUCUUCCCCACCAUUACUAAGUCCCUUAAAACCAAGAGAAGAAUUGUUCCUCUACAUGGUUGUAUCCCCGGCCGCCAUUAGCGUGGCCAUGAUCAAAGAAUAA
Molecule: messenger RNA, 819 nt
Organism: Quercus robur (English oak)
Lineage: Eukaryota; Viridiplantae; Streptophyta; Magnoliopsida; Fagales; Fagaceae
Exons: 2
Coding region: 1-819 (272 amino acids)
Source: RefSeq, a predicted model, not a curated record